Ictalurus furcatus (blue catfish) is the source of this 7068-nucleotide messenger RNA. RefSeq names its product microtubule-associated protein 1B. NCBI's taxonomy places the organism in Eukaryota, Metazoa, Chordata, Actinopteri, Siluriformes, Ictaluridae. Bases 1808 to 5887 code for a protein of 1359 amino acids. The transcript has 9 exons. The record is from RefSeq and is a predicted model, not a curated record.
ACAGUAUCUCGGACGUUAUUUCUACUUCACGCGGUAUCUCGGUCAUUAUUUCUACUUCACACGGUAUCUCGGACAUUACUUCUAUUUCACACGGUAUCUCGGUCAUUAUUUCUAUCUUACACGGUAUCUCAGUCAUUAUUUCUAUUUCACACGGUAUCUCGGACGUUAUUUCUAUUUCACACAGUAUCUCGGACGUUAUUUCUAUUUCACACGGUAUCUCGGACGUUAUUUCUACUUCACGCGAUAUCUCGGUCAUUAUUUCUACUUCACGCGGUAUCUGGGACAUUAUUUCUACUUCGCACGGUAUCUCGGUCAUUAUUUCUACUUCGCACGGUAUCUCGGACGUUAUUUCUAUUUCGCACGGUAUCUCGGUCAUUAUUUCUACUUCACACGGUAUCUCGGACAUUAUUUCUAUUUCACACAGUAAUAGAUUAUUUCUAUCUGACACGGUAACCCAUAGACAUUAUUUCUAUUUCACACAGUAACCCCUUGACAUUAUUUUCAUUACGUCCUGCUUCUUUGGGCUGAGGUCCUGGAGAGAGAACUGAUGCUCUAUACGGCCAGAAAAUAUAUGUGGACACUUGACCAUUACACCCAUAUGUGCUUGUUAAACAUCCCGUUCCAGAUCGAUUCCCUCCUUUGCUGUUAUAGUAAGCUCCAAUUUUCUGGGAAGGCUUUCCACUAGAUUUUGGAGCGUGGCUGUGGGGAUUUGUGCUCAUUUAGCCAUAAGAGCUUUAGUGACAUCAAGUACUGAUGUUGGAUGAUGAGGCCUGGGGUGUAUUACAGUGGGGUUGACAUCACAGCUCUUUGACGUCUUCAUGGAGCUCGCUUUGUGUACAGGGGCAUUGUCCUGCUGGAGCAGGGGGUUUUUUUUUCUUCUUUUUUAGUAAUAUAAUAUAUAGUGUACACUUCAAAACACAGGUCAUAUUGAGGUCUGUUGAGUUUCUGACAGAAAUCUGCUCUGAACAUGUUUAGCAUUAGAUUUCCCAAGAGCAUUUAAAGUGCACCUAUUAUGGUUUCUCAAAUAUCACCUUUCAUGUAGUGCACGACGAACGGAGCUAUCGACUCCCAGAAGACGGAGCCGAUUCGGCUGAAACGACUCGUUAGUCAUUUCAGACGUUACUUCCUGUCCUAACCUAGGUAGGUUUGUAAAAAAAGCUCCACCUCUGGUCUACAUCGGCUGCUCGCUGACAGAUGGAGCUGAAACUGAUACUCGUUACACUUGACAGCGGUAGAUCAAUCACAACAGACUCUGACAUCUGACCAAUCAGAGCAGAGUAUGCUCUCUGAAAGGAGGAGUUUCGAAUGAAUCCUAUAGAACACUGGGGGAAAACCAGGAAAUGCUGCAAUUUAAAUUAUAAGCACAUUAAAGUUUUUUGUUUUGUUUUGUUUUUGUUUUUUUUUUACCUUGAAUGCAUGUAAAUCUAUUGUAUAAGACCUUUAAAACAAAAUUAUGCACGUUUCAAAAACCAUAAAAGAAAAGCCACUUCCUGCAUUCGAGUGCAGCUCGUGGCUGAGCCGUGUGAUUUGCUCGCUUUAUGGCCCCUUUGGCCUUCCAUCCACAACUCAAGGAGAGGCGACGUGAUUCUUGUGUGUGUGGGGUUUUUUUUUCUUUUUUUUCUUUUUCUUUCCAAGGAGAGCUCCAUUACGCGUUCAGUUCUCCGAGAGAAAUCUGAAUGGUGCUCGUCCUGAUCUGAUCGCACUGUAUGCGGAAAGGGAGGGGAAUACACGGACAAAACAAGGCAGGUGAAAGAAAGCAGACUUUAAUCAGGUGCACGGAGAGGAGGGAUGAAAUCACGCCGUUAAUAUGAUGCGCUUUCUGCUGGACUGCCUGAGGCCGGGACGUCAGCGCGCGGGCUGCGGCAGAGAAAACUCAGUGGAAAUACCAACGAAAGAGAGAGACCCUGGCAAUGAAAAUGAACUCAAGGAUAUGGAGGACGUGGUGGCGAUGGAGGAAGGGGCUCUGCAGAGAGACAGGGCUCAAUGCCGGGACAGCCAGCAGGACCUCGAGAGCCUGGCCAAGAGGAGAGCACAGCUGAAGGAGGAAAUCGAACGCAUCCAAGAGCAGCGCAAGCAGGAAGGCCAGCUGCUCCUGUCUCUGCAGGAGGAGCAGGAGGAACUGGAGCAGAGAGUGCAGGAAUACGACGGCGAGCUGAAGAGAGCUAAAGAGGAGCUGCAGCGGCUCCAGGAGGAGAUCAGCAGCACCAGAGCGCGGGUGGAGGAGGUGCACGGCCGCAUCGGCCCGCUCAAACACUGCAUCGGAGAAACGUACACAGAGAUCACUGAGGCUAAACAGAGACUAGGUGAACUGAUUACUGAGAUGAUAGCCAUCGAGACGUGUGCUCCUGAGAUCACGUCCCAGCAGGCGACGGAAAGCUUAAACGUGACUGCAAACAGCAGUUCCAGAGAGGAAGACGAGGAUGCCGAAGUGCACUGCCGUCUUGACGAAAAAGCACUCAAACAUUGCAGUGUGGAGAACGAGCCUUCUGAGCAGGAACACGAAGACGGCCCUGAGAAACUGCAGCGCUCUGCUGAGAACUUGAAGAGCAGUGGUUCAUCUUCAUUCACUGAGAUCACUUUGACGGAGUUUAAAGAAGAGGAUGCGUCACCCAGAUCAAUAACUUCACAGCACACAGGCUCUGCUGAUCUGGAAGAAGAGGAUUUUGAAAUCGUCCAAUCCCUCAUGUCCAAACCGGUUAAUCAGACUGCUAGCAAGGAGUUUGACUUCUUCCACCCAGACCCUUUUGUUGAUUAUGAUGUGUUUGGAGAUGAACGCUUUCCAAAAGUGGAUAUGACAGAAUUCCUAUCUGGUGAUCCAUUCAAAGGAAGCGACCCCUUUGCUUGUGAUAACCUGUUCAGUGAUGUAGCAAACAGCCCGUUUCCUCAGGAUUCUCCCAUCAGUGAAGAAGGCAAUGCUAAGGAAUCCAACCCUUUGACCUUGAGUCCUGAAUCUGCUAGUAAAGAAGACCCUGCCGAUAUCUCAAAUGUUGCCCAUAUUCCAGCUGGUUCUAAAUGCAGUCAGUCCAUUGACUCUGGGAUGUUUGAACAAAACAUCCCCGAGCUUGCUGAGUCCGAUCAACACGUGUCAUACACUGACGUCUGUCCUCAGGUUGGAAUCGAAAUCACAGUGACCCAAGAUCUCGACACCAUAGGAAACGAGUUGGAUCUGCCUGCAAGCCCCAAGAUUGAAGAUGGAGGACAUUUUGACCCUAUUGUUUGCGAACAUAAUGACAUUCAGGACUCUGAGUCCAGUUCGACAGUUGAAAGCUCCUUUGAUGGAGAUUUUGGCAUAGCUGAAGAUCAUCCAGAGGAGGAGCCAGAAGUUGAGGCAGGACCCAGUUAUGUUAAAAGGAAUCAAGCGCUGUACGGACUUCAGCGGAUUGAUACAAGCUCAUACACUGGUUUUCCUCUCAGUCCUGACGCGUAUGAUCCGGAGCCGUUUCCUGUCAGCAGUGACGUAGACGAGAAGCCAUCGUCGUUCAGUUCUGAUCACAAUACUGUCACUGAAAUAAAGCCUGAGAUGGAAUUAAUUGAAGACACUGCAAAUGUGUCCCCUCAUAUUGAUCCUGGUAGUCCUAGCCCUCCCAAUCAAGAGAUACAUGAUGUGAAGUGUGAGCCUUGCUCUCUUGAGCUAAAAGAAGAUCAUUUCAGUAAUACAAAUGACGCAACCCAUAAUGAAGAACCCUCUGACUCAGACGACCACAAAUUUGGAGAUAUCUAUUUCUUCACAGUCCGGUUAGACCCUGGUAGUUCUGACACUAGCCCUGUUUCUCCUGAAGUAAGUGAGAAAAAGAAAUCGGAGGCUGAACACGCGAGUCCUGGAUCCGUUGACAUGGAUGAAUUUGACUAUGCUGCUCCAGAGGAUGAGAACCCUAAGCAGUGUAGUUUCAAAGAUUAUCCAGAGGAAAGCUUUGACAGAGAAGCCGAGGUCAGAUCCGAACAACCCUCCAUCAGUCCUGAAACAAAUGAACCUACUGAAUCUGAGGCAGAAGAUUCACAAUCAAGCCCCGUUUCUCCUGAAGUAAGUGAGAAAAAGAAAUCGGAAGCUGAACACGCGAGUCCUGGAUCUGUUGACAUGGAUGAAUUUGACUAUGCUGCUCCAGAGGAUGAGGACCUUAAGCAGUGUAGCUUCGAAGAUUAUCCAGAGGAAAGCUUUGACAGAGAAGAAGCCGAGGUCAGAACAGAACAACCCUCCAUCAGUCCUGAACCAAAUGAACCUAUUGAAUCUGAGGCGGAAGAUCCACAUUCAAGCCCUGUUUCUCCUGAAGUAAGUGAGAAAAAGAAAUCAGAAGCUGAACACGCGAGUCCUGAAUUUGUUGACAUGGAUGAAUUUGACUAUGCUGCUCCAGAGGAUGAGGACCUUAAGCAGUGUAGUUUCGAAGAUUACCCAGAGGAAAGCUUUGACAGAGAAGAAGCCGAGGUCAGAUCCGAACAACCCUCCAUCAGUCCUGAACCAAAUGAACCUAUUGAGUCUGAGGCAAAAGAUCCACAUUCAAGCCCUGUUUCUCCUGAAGCUAAAGACCAAAGUCCUGGCCUUGACCACUUUGAAUGCAAUAUAUUUGAUUUAGAGUGCAACAGUGUAUUUAAUCCCCAAUCUGAAAAUAAAGAAAACGCUGACCUAGAUAGUAGUGUGGAUACAAAUUCAGAGAGCUGUAAUGCAGAGCCUGUAGUUCAGUACCUCAUUAGCCCUGUCUCUGGUGACACUGGGAUGUUCGCGACCGAUGGUUACAAGCUUUGUGCUCGCAACCCAUUCAGCUUUGAUGUUGGAAGCAUAGAUUACUGUGAGAACACUGAAAUGAAUCCUGAGCCUCCUAACUCUGAAACUUGCGUUAUAAAUGAAUCUGGCUCAUCUGAGACAAGUCUCCAAAGUUUGGUCCUACUUGAUCCAGUACUCAUAGGUAACCCAAUACAUGCAUUUGAAGCCAAAAAUCCAAACACUGACAGCGGAAGACUAGAUUCUGGGUAUCAUGAAUUUAGUGGACUGGAUCCUUUCAGUCCCGCACCUACAGAUUCACGUCCAGAGUCUACAGAACUGGGUCCAGGCUCUGUAACUGAAAAUCUACAGAUAGUGGUGCCCAAUCCCAUAAAUUUGGAUGUACAGGUUUCAGAUCCCUUUAGCCCUGAGUCCAGUGAUACAACAAUAUUUGAUUCUGAACCUGAAAUCUGUAACCCUGCGACCAACGAUGGAAUAACAAACGAUUCAGGUCUUGGGUGUACUGGUUCGUCUGAUGUGCUUGCCGAGUCCUUUAGCGGAUCUGAAUUCGACAGUUUUGACCCCUUCAGUCCGAUGCCGCAUCUUACAGGAAGCAAUUACGCUCACUCCAACAUGGAUAUCCUUGUCCCUGGAUCUGUCCAAGAUGAUUCCAGAUCUUAUGGAGAUUACAGAUCCAGUAGCUGGGACUCCGGAGUUAGUCAGUCUCCUCAACUACACUGUGAUUCUGCACCAAACAGAGCAGAUCCCCUCCUACCACUUGAGGCUAACCUGGUCAGCCCUGAUACCCAAAGCUUAAGCUAUUCAUCCAGUUACUCAACAACAGACUUUAUUUUCCAGUCCGAUUCCAGUACCUUUACCGAUGUUGGCUCUUUUUCACCCAAAGUUGAGAAAAUAACCGUACAGGACAAAAAUUCCACAGUAAGUGUCACAGCCAUGGAAGACCUCGCCGAAAUCGAUUUCUUCUGCUCUGAGCUCAGCAAAAUGGUGGCCUCACGUUCCUCUGAUUCCGUUCAGCAAAGUGUCACUGAAAUGCUUUUUGGCUCUAAUCCAGACACUGCCAAGUUCUAUCCAUGGGAUUUGGAAAACAGCAGCACUGAUAUUAAAGAGACCUCAAGUCCAGAAGUUGAUUUCGGCCAUACGCCGGACGAGGCCGAGAAACCUAGCUUGCUAUGAUGACGGGACACUCCUAAAAAUUCCAUAGACCAAUGUAGUACUUUUAGAGAAACUCCUUGAGUUUUCUGUUAGGAAUCUGAGCUCAUGCUUCCAGGAAAUGACAUCAUCAACGACUGAACAUUACUUUGAACAUGCAUAUCAUAUGACACCAGAGGAUUACCUACAGUAGCAAGGACAACAUUACCUAUCUAUAUGGAGGUGCUUCGAAGCCAGAAGAUUACCGAGCCCUGAAACAUUAGUUAUGGAAUCUCCCUAGAAAUAAGUAGCAUACUUGACCUUUAUGACCUUUUUAACCCUUUUAGAAAGAAGGUAUCCUCCAUUUUAGAAGUAGCCUGUAUCUGAUGGCCUGCAAAUCCUUGUAAAGGCAGAUGGACAGUUUAAGUAGCACCACUGUGUCACAUUGUACCUCCAUUUUUAUUUUUGAAAGAAUACCAUGGCUUGAUGUAACAAGCAUGCUACGUUGUCCUUCCCAGCUUCUUGGGUUAUUUCAGGGGUGUAUAACGUAUGCCUUUAUUCAUACAUCUGUACAAACCUGACUUGUUUAACAGGGUUUAUUUCAAAAUAGAGCGAGAGAUAUGAUACAACUGACUGAAAGUUCUCACAUUGAAUACCUCCAGUACAGUGCUGCAUGAAUCAAGUGUUCUUAAGGAGUGUAUGUGGAGAUUAUUAAUUCAUCCACUGGCUACUUUUAGAAAUUCCAUUGAAUUUAGCAGUGUUUGCAUCUAGUGAGUGAGUCUGGUAAACAAGUCGUUACAUUUGUAUGGCCUACACUACUUACUAUCUUGAUCAUACUAAGUAGCAUUUUAUACAGAGUUCUGUUCUUCAUUUUCACACAGCAUCACAAAUCAUCGUAUAAGAGCUCUGCUUGUUCAGGCCUUGGAAUCUGCAAUACUAAUCAAUAUAUAGAGAAUUGCCAAUGUUUUAUAAGCAAUUCAUAACACACAUAUGAAAUUAUAUAUAAUUACAUGUUCAGCCUAAUGUAACUACUACAAAUCCACACCAAUGGAGAUUUUAAGCAACUGCUGAAACACUAAUUAUGUCACGUGUGUGUGUACGCCUGUACUAGAUGUCUGUCUGUUCUUGUGUGCAAAGUGUUUUAUCAUUGGCAUCAAAACAUUCAUUUGUUAAAAAUAAAUGAAUAUAUAAUGCAGUAAAAGUUUUAAAACAGCUGUACUUGUCAG